This is a messenger RNA of Symphalangus syndactylus (siamang), 2934 nucleotides long. Its product is annotated as basic salivary proline-rich protein 1-like. NCBI's taxonomy places the organism in Eukaryota, Metazoa, Chordata, Mammalia, Primates, Hylobatidae. The record is from RefSeq and is a predicted model, not a curated record.
AUGUUCCUCAGGUACCAGGGGAAUCUAUACCGGAGGCAUUACUGGAGUCAAGGAAAUCCACAAGGACCACCCCCACAAGGAGGCAACAAGCCCCAAGGUCCCCCACCUCCUCCAGGAAAGCCUCAAGGACCACCCCCACAAGAAGGCGACGAGUCCCGAAGUCGCCGAUCUCCUCCAGGAAAGCCAGAAGGACCACCCCCACAAGGAGGCGACAAACCUCAAGGUCCCCCACCUCCACCAAAGCCACAAGGACCACCCCCACAAGAAGGCGACGAGGUCCGAAGUCGCCGAUCUCCAGGAAAGCCACAAGGACCACCCCCACAAGGAGGCGACAAACCUCAAGGUCCCCCACCUCCACCAAAGCCACAAGGACCACCCCCACAAGAAGGCGACGAGGCCCGAAGUCGCCGAUCUCCUCCAGGAAAGCCACAAGGACCACCCCCACAAGGAGGCGACAAACCUCAAGGUCCCCCACCUCCACCAAAGCCACAAGGACCACCCCCACAAGAAGGCGACGAGGCCCGAAGGCGCCGAUCUCCUCCAGGAAAGCCAGAAGGACCACCCCCACAAGGAGGUGACAAACCUCAAGGUCCCCCACCUCCACCAAAGCCACAAGGUCCACCCCCACAAGAAGGCGACGAGGCCCGAAGGCGCCGAUCUCCUCCAGGAAAGCCAGAAGGACCACCCCCACAAGGAGGCGACAAACCUCAAGGUCCCCCACCUCCACCAAAGCCACAAGGACCACCCCCACAAGAAGGCGACGAGGUCCGAAGUCGCCGAUCUCCAGGAAAGCCAGAAGGACCACCCCCACAAGGAGGUGACAAACCUCAAGGUCCCCCACCUCCACCAAAGCCACAAGGACCACCCCCACAAGAAGGCGACGAGGCCCGAAGUCGCCGAUCUCCUCCAGGAAAGCCAGAAGGACCACCCCCACAAGGAGGCGACAAACCUCAAGGUCCCCCACCUCCACCAAAGCCACAAGGAGCACCCCCACAAGAAGGCGACGAGGCCCGAAGGCGCCGAUCUCCUCCAGGAAAGCCACAAGGACCACCCCCACAAGGAGGCGACAAACCUCAAGGUCCCCCACCUCCACCAAAGCCACAAGGACCACCCCCACAAGAAGGCGACGAGGUCCGAAGUCGCCGAUCUCCAGGAAAGCCACAAGGACCACCCCCACAAGGAGGCGACAAGCCUCAAGGUCCCCCACCUCCACCAAAGCCACAAGGACCACCCCCACAAGAAGGCGACGAGGCCCGAAGGCGCCGAUCUCCUCCAGGAAAUCCACAAGGACCACCCCCACAAGGAGGCGACAAACCUCAAGGUCCCCCACCUCCACCAAAGCCACAAGGACCACCCCCACAAGAAGGUGACGAGGCCCGAAGGCGCCGAUCUCCUCCAGGAAAGCCACAAGGACCACCCCCACAAGGAGGCGACAAACCUCAAGGUCCCCCACCUCCACCAAAGCCACAAGGACCACCCCCACAAGAAGGUAAGGAGGCCCGAAGUCGCCGAUCUCCUCCAGGACAGCCACAAGGUCCACCCCCAGCAGGAGGCAAUCCCCAGCAGCCUCAGGCACCUCCUGCUGGACAGCCCCAGGGACCACCACCCCCUGCUCAAGGGGGCGGACCACCCGGACCUCCCCAGGGACAGCCUGCCCAAUAAUCUAGGAUUUGAUGACAGGUAUGGUUCCAGUUUAUUCUUCACCAGGUGCUCUAAUUGCUACAGUUCUCCAGCUUUAUUGUGCCAAUGAAUCAGCUAAAAGCCCAUUGACAUUGUAUUGUCCUAGAACCCAUUUCUAAAGAUUUGUAUUCAGAUAUUCUGGAAAUGGAUAACAAGACCCUAUAUUUGUAAUAAACUCUUUAAGGAAUUCUGAUGUUGAGAAACAACAUUCCAAGUAGUCUGUCUUAAAUUGUGUUGGCAAUGAGGAAGUAGUACCAUGUUCUCUCUGGCACUCUGUUUCCUGUGCACAAACUCAGAGAACUCCCAUUUAAAGUUUUCACCUGAGCAGUGUUUGCUCAGUCCUGCCUCUCACCAGCCUCUCUACUCCAGUAUUCCUGCCAAGUGGUCCCUGAACUUUCAGCAGCUAAAUGGUGUCUCAUUUUUUAAAUUCUUACUUUUCAAUGUGUACAUGAUUAAGCUAACAAAAAAUACUUAAUGAAAUGGAAAAAUAUGAAUCUAAAUUUAAAGGCAUAACUCAUCUUACCUGCCUUCCCUCCUUCAGAAAACUAUCACUGUUAACUUUAUGGCAUCUUCUCCUUGAAAUAUUUGUGUGUACAUAGACAACUAGAAUAUUUUCCCCCCAGAACUAAUACCAUACUUUAUAUGCAGGUAUAUAUGUUAGUCACUUAAAAAAUACAUUUCUUUGAAAAUUUCCACAUGAGUUUAUGAAGCUAAGUAGAUCUCUUCAGUGGUUAUCUGUUUGCUUUUACAAUUUUAUACUACUCCGUUAUGUGGCUGCACCGUGAUUUCUUUAACCAAUCCCUGUCACUGGCCACUGAGGGUGGUUUCAGCUUCUUACUGUUAUAGAAUAUGUUCCAGUUGCCAUCUGUGUAAAUAUAUCCAUGAACAAAUUCAGCAGCAAGUAAUAACAAGCUAAGAAUGGUCUUAUCUCUUCAUCACGUAAGGAACAAUUUGGAGCACAUUUUGUGCAAGGGCGUCAAAAGAGUGAACACGCAAAAAAUUUGGGAGGAAACACAGGAGGUAGAAGGGAUAGGGGGAGAGAGGAUGGGCUCUCAUGUACUCUACUGCAGUAACACCAGUGAGGAAUUAGACAUUUCCUGCCAUGUCAAGUCUGGUCUAUGAACUUCCUUGUUUGUUUGUUUCAGGGAGUGAAUAAGAAGAUGACAGUGAUUCAAAUGAUUCAAAUGCCAUGACAUUGGAACAAGGUGGUCAUAGCUCUAACUUCCAUAUACCAAUAAAAUAAUCAGCUUGCAA